AUGCUCUACCUCGUGGGUUUGGGUCUCGCAGACGAGAAGGACAUCACUGUGCGGGGUCUAGAAGUGGUGAAAAGUGCCUCAAGAGUCUACCUCGAAGCAUACACGAGCAUACUUCUCGUUGACAAGGAAAAGCUAGAAGCUUUUUAUGGUCGCCCCGUGAUUGUUGCAGAUCGCGAACUCGUUGAGACCGGUAGUGAUGAUAUCCUCGAAGGUGCCAAGGACGUUGAUGUCGCUUUCCUCGUUGUUGGAGAUCCUUUUGGCGCAACCACACAUACAGAUCUAGUCCUGCGGGCUCGCGAGCUUGGUAUCCAAACGAAGAGCAUUCCUAAUGCAUCGAUCAUGUCGGCUAUCGGCUGCACCGGCCUACAACUAUACAAUUUCGGUCAGACAGUGAGCAUGGUGUUUUUCACCGAGAAUUGGAAGCCGUCCUCAUACUACGACCGUGUGAAGGAGAAUACAAGCUUGGGUCUACACACGCUUGUGUUAUUAGACAUCAAAGUCAAAGAACAGUCACUUGAGAACAUGGCUCGUGGAAGGAAAAUUUACGAACCACCACGAUAUAUGACCGUCGCACAGUGUGCCAGCCAAAUGUUAGAGACCGAAGAGGAGCGACAAGAAAGGGUCUACGGGCCGGACAGCCUUGCGAUUGGCGCUGCGCGAGUUGGGGCGCCGGAUCAGAAGCUCGUCGCUGGAACUCUAAAGGAGCUCGCAGAAGUCGAUAUGGGGGAGCCCCUCCACAGUUUAGUGCUGCUCGGUAAAAGGGCGCACGAUCUGGAGAAGGACUACAUUCAGCAAUUUGCCGUGAACGACGACACGUUCAAUACGUCUUGGAAAAAAGGCUACGGUUCUACCUGA
Talaromyces rugulosus is the source of this 855-nucleotide messenger RNA. RefSeq lists its product as uncharacterized. Gene Ontology annotation, molecular function: diphthine synthase activity. Lineage: Eukaryota; Fungi; Ascomycota; Eurotiomycetes; Eurotiales; Trichocomaceae. Gene Ontology annotation, biological process: protein histidyl modification to diphthamide. The coding region runs from base 1 to 855 and encodes 284 amino acids. The transcript is spliced from 3 exons. The record is from RefSeq and is a predicted model, not a curated record.